Colletotrichum scovillei is the source of this 955-nucleotide messenger RNA. Its product is annotated as short-chain dehydrogenase. Gene Ontology annotation, molecular function: oxidoreductase activity. The coding region runs from base 97 to 870 and encodes 257 amino acids. The transcript is spliced from 2 exons. The record is from RefSeq and is a predicted model, not a curated record. NCBI's taxonomy places the organism in Eukaryota, Fungi, Ascomycota, Sordariomycetes, Glomerellales, Glomerellaceae.
CUGAGGGGUCAACAUUCCCUGCCUCAUCGACCACAAGCGCUAAUUAUUCACGAAGGAGAAGACAUUUUCAUCACGCCAAAGCCUGACACCACAAACAUGAGCAACCUCAACGGCAAAGUCAUUGCCAUCACGGGCGCAGCAUCGGGCAUCGGCCUGGCGACAGCGAAGCACCUGGCCAACCUAGGCGCGCGAGUAUCGAUCUCGGACGUCGACGAGCCCCUCCUCGCCACGGCCGCGGCGGAUCUCACCAAGCUGCACGGGGCAGACAACGUCUACUCGCGAGUCGUGGAUGUGCGGGACCGCAAAGCGGUGGAGGCGUGGAUCGCGGAAACGGUAGAGAAGCUCGGACCGUUGGACGGGGCGGCCAACGUCGCCGGCGUGCUUGGGCGGCAGGGCAACUUGGCGACGGUGACGCAGAUUGAGGACGACGAAUGGGAUUUCGUGAUGGGCGUGAAUGCGAGGGGGAUAUUGAAUGCCAUGAGGGCCGAGAUUCCUGCAUUGGCGGAGGAGGGAAAGGGGAAGAGUAUUGUAAACGUGUCGAGCGUGGCGGGGCACUAUGGGUUGGAGUAUCAUGGGGCGUAUACGGCGAGUAAGCAUGCUGUUGUUGGUUUGACCAAGAGUGCGGCGAGGGAGUUUGGAAGGAAGGGAUUGAGGAUCAACGCUAUCUGCCCCGGCGCAAUCGAUACGCCUAUUUUACGGACGGCGCUGGCGGCCAAGACCACAGAGACCGGGGCGGACGUGUUUGAGCCGCUUUUGGGGAGAGUCGGGCAGCCUGAGGAGGUGGCGACGACAAUUGCCUUUUUGCUAGGAGAUGAGUCUUCGUAUGUCACCGGGCAGGCUUGGUUAGUCGAUGGUGGUUCAAUUCCUUGAUGGAGUAUGUACGAACGUGCGACUAGACUCGAGAGAGAGGUUGUGGAGUGUGUGAGGUCAGAGGGUGAGGAAUAGAAUCCAGGGC